Molecule: messenger RNA, 563 nt
Organism: Fomitopsis serialis
Lineage: Eukaryota; Fungi; Basidiomycota; Agaricomycetes; Polyporales; Fomitopsidaceae
Exons: 2
Coding region: 90-515 (141 amino acids)
Source: RefSeq, a predicted model, not a curated record
UAUUUCGCGAUCUCCACCUCACGUUCUCUCAAAGCUCACAGAACCUCAGCAAACCGCAGCAGACGUUCCUCACGUUCCAAAUCAAGACUAUGCUACUCAACACCAACGCCCUCCUGGUCUUCGUACUCACAACCUGUGCAGCUGCACCCGGCGCGCUCGCAGACUACCCGACUUCAUGGGCGAGAGCCGACAUCGUCGACACGGACGUCUACGCUCGCUCGUUCUCCGGCCUCGCGCCCUACGGAGACUACGUCAGGCGGACGGCUCCGCCGCCGUACAGCCGCCACAACCUCCAAGGCCACAGCCGCCAGGACAGCCCUCGUCCCCCACCGCAAUAUCUGGGGGGCACGAAGCCUUCAACGCGGGGCCACGGAGCGAACCUCCCGGCUGUGAAAGAACAGAGUCCGGACGGCACGAAGCCUUCGAAUCGGGGCAGGUCGAAGGCCCCGACUGGGGAACGGACGCACCAUGGUAAGAGGGCGAUGCGGGACCUUGGCGACUGGGAUCUGGAGUGAGAAAACAUGAUAAUCGAGCAGUUCGAAAUCGUAUACAUUGUGCUGGUC